Urocitellus parryii (Arctic ground squirrel) is the source of this 4255-nucleotide messenger RNA. The record is from RefSeq and is a predicted model, not a curated record. Lineage: Eukaryota; Metazoa; Chordata; Mammalia; Rodentia; Sciuridae.
GGAGGAACGCGCGGCCGCGAGCAAAGGAGGGAGGGAAAGAACGAAGAGAAGGAGGCGGGCGGGCAAGCAGGCGGGCGUGGGGGUCGGGAACUGAGGCUGUAGAGCGCCCGGCAGCCGCUUCGCGCUGUUUGCUGCGCGGGCUUUUGGAGGGGGCGGCUGUGGAGAAGCGGGCUCCGGCGUUGUUGGUGCUUGGCGCCUGGGGGCGGGGGACCCGAGUGGCGAGAAGGGGGGUCGCUGCGGUGGUUCUCCCUGUGGCGCUCUCCUCGCCUCUCUCCCGGCUCCKUGGACUCCUCCCGGAGUCUCCCUCGCCUCCGGGGCCCCGCUCCCCGCCCCCCGCGGUAUGUCUUGAUCCCGAGCAGCGGGUUUCAUGGGGCUCCUCAGGAUUAUGAUGCCGCCCAAGUUGCAGCUGCUGGCGGUGGUGGCCUUCGCGGUAGCGAUGCUCUUCUUGGAGAACCAGAUUCAGAAACUGGAGGAGUCCCGGUCGAAGCUAGAAAGAGCUAUUGCAAGACAUGAAGUUCGAGAAAUUGAGCAACGACAUACAAUGGAUGGACCUCGACAAGAUUCAUCUUUAGAUGAGGAAGAGGAUAUGGUGAUAAUUUAUAACAGAGUUCCCAAAACAGCAAGCACCUCAUUUACCAAUAUCGCCUAUGACCUGUGUGCAAAGAAUAAAUACCAUGUUCUUCACAUCAAUACUACCAAAAAUAACCCAGUGAUGUCAUUGCAAGAUCAGGUACGGUUUGUGAAGAAUAUAACUUCCUGGAAAGAGAUGAAACCAGGGUUUUAUCAUGGACACAUUUCUUAUUUGGAUUUUGCCAAGAAUACACGUUUACCCAUGAUGGUGGCCAGCAUGAAGAAGGCAGCUGCAGUAGAUACCUUUGAUGAAUGUGUAGCUGAGGGCGGCUCAGACUGUGCUCCAGAGAAGCUCUGGCUUCAAAUUCCAUUCUUCUGUGGCCACAGCUCAGAAUGCUGGAAUGUGGGAAGCAGGUGGGCUAUGGAUCAAGCCAAGUAUAACCUAAUUAAUGAAUACUUCCUAGUGGGAGUUACUGAAGAACUUGAAGAUUUUAUCAUGUUAUUGGAGGCAGCUUUGCCCCGGUUUUUCAGGGGUGCAACAGAGCUCUAUCGUACAGGAAAGAAAUCUCAUCUUAGGAAAACCACAGAGAAGAAACUCCCCACAAAACAAACCAUUGCAAAACUGCAGCAAUCUGACAUUUGGAAAAUGGAGAAUGAGUUCUAUGAAUUUGCACUAGAGCAGUUCCAAUUCAUCAGAGCCCAUGCUGUUCGAGAAAAAGAUGGAGACCUCUACAUCCUUGCACAAAACUUUUUCUAUGAAAAGAUUUACCCUAAAUCGAACUGAGUACAAGGUGUGACUAUUAAAUUCUUGAACUAGAACUUUGAUCUCGUCUUCACCUUAGUUCUCAGCUUCACAACCUAGAUCACUGAUUAUAUGUAUAAGACCGUUUAUAUUGAGCUGAGUUAGGAAACAGACAUUACCAUCAAAGAAUUAGAUACUGGCUGCUAUGUCAGUGUUCUGAGAAGUUUUGCGUUUCAGGCAUUUUUCUUUUUUUCUGUUUAAAUUUUGGUGAGAGUUAUAACCUCCUGCCUGGGGGGAAAAACUUGCAUCACCUAAAAUAAACACAUGGCAGGUCUAAUCAAAAGACUAAAUACAAUUUCAGGAAGGGUUCUGAUUCUUUUGUUUUGAUAAGCAUUUUUUCACUUAAAGAUGAAUCUAUUUGCCACUUCACCUCUACUGAAUAGUGUUAAUAACUGUUUGGCAGUAUGUGCUUUGUUUUUGUGAACCAUGUCUCAUGAAAUUUAUUGGAAUGUUUGAUCAUGUUUGCUAAGAAAUAUUUCUGCUGGAGUUGGACUUGCUCAUAUUUAUAUAGGUGGUUUUAAUUUUUUUUGUGUGUGAUCAUUAGUGUUAAAUCCCAAGUUAAACCAUGAAUGAUGCUAUAAAAAGUUAAAGCAGUAUUUCUCAUUCCUGUCUUCCCAGUAUCUAAUAUUGGGAAGAUACUUCUAAGAAUGUUGGCAUUAUCUGAAGUUUUAGUUAAGACUUAAACACAUUAAUAUUUUAAAAAGCAGAUUUAGUAUUUGUUUCAUCAUGGGUUAUUUGUAUAGCUGUAAACUGAGAUAUUGGUGACUCCAUAUUAUGACUCCAUUAGUGAGCUGUGGUAUGGGUAGGAUUUUCCUACUACUUCUGUACUUUUUCCUGUAGACUAUUUUUACUGAGGUGCUUUAUAAUGUGUUUUAAAGCAUUGCAUUUACAAAAACAAAAAAAAAGGAAAAUGCUGUAAAUAUUGCAUAUUUUAUGUAUUUGGACCAAAAGGUUACAAGUAAUUAGACAAAGUGAUUUUGCACCAAUUUUAUUAUGUCGACUCGAGUAAAAUCAUCAGGUCUACUGUUCUUGUAUUCUCAUUUAACUUUACUGUUAAGACGUCACUGAAAUGAAUUUCAAUAACCUUUCAAUUUUGAUAGAGUACAUUAUUCAUUACGGGAGGCAGAAUACUGAAAAGAGUACURAGACGAGGAGUCAAAAUUUUUUGAUUUCUGGUCCUUGUUCUGCAAUUUCCACCUGUGUGAUCUUGAGAAGUCAGCUUCUCUUUGCCUCAAUUUCCUCAUCUUGAAAUGAGGAUAAUAAUACCUGCUGUACCUACCUCACAGGGCUGUUGUGAGGACUAAAUAAGAUGGCAUGUUGAAAGCACUUUGAAAAUUGUAAAGUGAUAUAUAAAUGUAAGGUAUUAUUAGAGAAACAUCUUUAACAUAUAGUUUCAUACCAUUCAUUUUUUAAACAAAGAAAAGUCCACUUUUAAGCUUUGUGAAAAAGAAAUUUAUCUUGAUAUAAAUUUGUGUUUGAUAAAUAUCUUCCCAGUGUUUUAUCUUCCAUGUUUCAACAACUAUUGAAAUAUGAAACAUCUGUGAACUCUUGAAGAUUCAUGAGCAGCUGAGCAGCUGCUUGAGUUCAGAAGAUUCCCUGUUGGAAAUAGACUUGGUUAGCUCCCUAGAGAUAGGGAAACCUUGCUCUUCAAAGUUGAAAGAUUUUUUUUUUUUUUUGGCUGUUAUUCUACAUUACCAUUCAAAAACGGUAGCUAUUUUAUACCUAUGGUUUUUAAAAUAUAUUUUGCAGAGUUUAAUUUCCCAGUGCAUUCUUUACCUUCUUCCUCUUCUUGGAGUAACAGAGAUGAAGACUUUUAGAAAUGUUUUCUAAAAGAAUAGUCUUUAAUAUGUUUAGUUUAAGUGAAUAUAUCUGAAAAAGGCUUCACCAAACUCAACAUGUUAGGCAGAUUGCCUUAGAGAAGUGUAGGGGAGGAAGGAGCACUAUUUAGCAGCAAACAUUUAUAAAUAGCUCAAGAAACACUAAAGGAAUGACAGAAUCAUUUUUAGCCUCUUUACCCCAAGUGAAGGGAAAUUUAAGAGAACAUAGCCAGGCAUAUAUUGGGCGGGGGGCGGURUUCUUGUUUUAAAUUUAACUUUACACAUAUUUGCUGAAAACACAGAUUGUCCCACCACUCAAAAGUAAAACACCACUCUAGUGGGGUGUUUGACAUUCACCCACUCAUGAAUAACCCCAAGUUGUUCUUGGAGUACAUGCUAAAGCCUUCUUGAGGUGCAUUCACUCAUAACUAGAGUAGUUCUUAGUAAUACACCGAUCAGGGGGUCAGUAAACUACUUCUGUGAAGGACCAGAGAGUGAAUAAUUUAAGUCUUUGUUAUAAGCACUCGAUUCUGUCAUUGUUGGAAAAAAAAGAAAAGGAAAAAGUACCUUAGURUAGAAACAAAUGAACAUGGUUAUGUUCUGAGAAAACUUUAUUUACAAAAACAAAUGACAUACUAAAUGUGGUCCAUGAGCUACCAUCCCCUGCACUAGAAAAAUCAUUUAUGGAGAAAUCAUCUUUGUACCUGUACUCUAGAGGCCUAAAGGAGUUUAUAUACUUCCAAAAGCUCCUGGUUUAUGUCCAAAGAAUAACUUUCUGAUUCAUGCAGUCUCCCACAGAUUCAUAAACUUUUAUGUAUAUUGCUUCCUAGUGGGCAUGUUUUCUUUCCCAGGUUAACAGUUCAGAAUAGGGACAUAUAUUUUAGCAUUUUUUAGGGUGAGUUAGGAGUGUCCUUCCUGUAGAUUGAGAAAGGGAUAGAUUGAAUUCCAUCCAGUCCAGUACAGUCCUAGGAGUCUGAGUCCUUAUAAUACAUAACUUUAUAAUCAAAAAAUAGAAUCACUGAGACAAUAUGUAUUUUUUUAAAGUGGCAAAUGUGGUUUUCUUUUU